GGUUACUGUCUUUGACCACAUGUUGGCAGAACUCAACGCAAAGUGUGUUACGGCCCCUUUGGCACUGAAACUACACAAAAAACAUCUGUUAGUAGGACUGCAGAUGACACACAUGGGAGGGGUUAAAGUGAACAGGUAUAUACUAAGUGGACAGACAUACAGAGUUAUAAAGUGAAGAGAAGCGAACCGAAGAGCAAGAAGAGUGGAAAACGAAGAAAUUCAGAAAUGGAUCUGAAAUGGAUUUUUGUCCUCUUUCUCAUCUCAGCUGUCUGUGGUGUAUCUGCAUACGUUCCUCAUCGGUAUCACAUUGUGAAUGAGAAUAAAACCUGGACUGAAGCUCAGAGCUACUGCAGACAGAACUACACUGAUCUGGCCACCAUCAACAACAUGGAUGAGAUGAAGAAGCUGAAUGCUACUCUGAAUGAGAAAGCUAGUGGAUUUGUUUGGAUCGGUCUAGACAGAGGGAACACUAGGAAAUGGCUGUGGUCUCUAGCAGAUGAAAGUUUCUACAGGGAGGGAGACACGUACAGAAACUGGAACAGUGGAGAGCCAAACAAUGCUGGGCGAAAUCAAUACUGUGUUGCAAUGAAGAACGACACUGGAACCUGGACUGAUGAAAGCUGUGAUAAACGAUAUACUUUUGUGUGUUAUGACAGAAAAAAGAUGAACAGUGAUAGAUACAUAUUAAUUAAUGAAACAAAGAGCUGGCGUGACGCUCAGAGCUACUGCAGAGAACAUUACACAGACCUGGCCAGUGUGAGGAACCAGACUGAGAACCAGCAGAUCCAUAAUUUGGCAAAAUAUUCAAUUAGUAUCUGUGUUUGGAUCGGCCUGUUCAACGACUCCUGGAAGUGGUCAGAUCAGAGUACCUCCUCAUUCAGAUACUGGAGGUCUGACCAGCCAGACAAUGUGGUUGGAAUUAAGGAAUGUGCUGCAGUGUCUAUGACUGACCAGGGUGAAUGGCAUGAUUUGGACUGCGAAACAAAGAACCCUUUCAUCUGCCAUGAGAAUAAGCUGAUCUUGAUCAAUCAGAAUCUGACCUGGAGAGAAGCUCUGAGAUACUGCAGGGUGAAUCAUGUGGAUCUGGUCUCAGUUCACUCUGAGGAGAUCCAGCUCUGGGUGAAGGAGGUGGCACAGAAAGCCUCCACUGAACAUGUGUGGCUGGGUCUGCGUCACACCUGCACCCUCAGCUUCUGGUUCUGGGUGGAUGGAGAGUCUAUCUGCUACCAGAACUGGGCUCCAGGUAACGGGACAGAAGGAGAAAACUGCAGCUCUGUAGAGAGAACCGGAGCAGUUCAGUCUAGAGGAGGUCAGCAGUGGGUCAGCCUGCCUGAGGACCAGGAACUCAACUUCAUCUGCACCACCUAUGAAGAUUGAAACCAGGUUUGCUCCCUCUUCUGUACCCAGCAUCAGCAGAUCUACAGUUUUGGACCCUUUAUAUCUUUUCCUUAGUAGUGAGAGUUUUAUUGGUAUACAUGUAGUGGACACCACCUUGAUUCAUCUGAAAACCCAGUUUGUUGACCAGAAAGCUAAUAAUUUUGGCUCCAAAGAGUCUGGGUUAGUGCCAUAAAACUGGAUUAAUAACACUCUGCAGCUCGUGUAAGUACCAGUCCCGGACCUGCUGUGGGGCCUGUCUCCAAUCACUAAUACAACGAAGAAAUACAUGACUUAUAUCCAGUCCAAAUGUUGAUCACUCAUCCUUGUUCAUCACCAGAAGACUGAACAUACUACAAAGUUGUGUGAUUUAUUAUGAAUCUAUUGAUUAUACAAUUGAAUUGAUAUUCCAAACAUGGAUCUAAAGCUCCAGCACGUGGAAGGAAUAAAACAUGCCACACCGUCAUGAAGC
Messenger RNA from Colossoma macropomum (tambaqui), 1846 nucleotides. RefSeq names its product macrophage mannose receptor 1-like. Bases 226 to 1377 code for a protein of 383 amino acids. The transcript is spliced from 6 exons. The record is from RefSeq and is a predicted model, not a curated record. Lineage: Eukaryota; Metazoa; Chordata; Actinopteri; Characiformes; Serrasalmidae.